GAUUUGAUGAACCUUAUUAUCCUAGUAAUAAUCUGUUUGAAGAUUUCAAAAAAAAUUAUGCCGUGGCUGUAUUUGACUUAAGAACUUCUAUAAUGGCACUUAAGCUAGAUUUAAGUGAUAAAUAUGGAAGCUCAAUCAGUGACAUCGUUAAUUCUACUAAUAGUGUGGAAGAGGUUACAAUGAAAUUCUUAUUAGAUCAUAACAAUUAUCAUCCACUAUUAAGCAAGAACCCUAAAGGUUCUUCACCUGCAUCCCAACCUUCGGUAACUGAAUCAAUUUCUCAACCAACUAUACCUUUGUUUGGUAAAAAACCUGAGUCUUCAGCAACUAAACCCAAGGAUCAAUCACGUGAAACUGACAAGCCUCCGUCAGAUGAACUUACAACAACUAAAAAACCAACCUCGAUCACGUGA
Racocetra persica is the source of this 413-nucleotide messenger RNA. NCBI's taxonomy places the organism in Eukaryota, Fungi, Glomeromycota, Glomeromycetes, Diversisporales, Gigasporaceae. The record is from the annotation of a GenBank genome assembly.